Molecule: messenger RNA, 1248 nt
Organism: Purpureocillium lilacinum
Lineage: Eukaryota; Fungi; Ascomycota; Sordariomycetes; Hypocreales; Ophiocordycipitaceae
Product: ribonucleotide-diphosphate reductase (RNR), small subunit
Biological process (GO): deoxyribonucleotide biosynthetic process
Molecular function (GO): oxidoreductase activity
Source: RefSeq, a predicted model, not a curated record
AUGGCCGCCCAGAUCACCCCUUCGAAGCAGGCUGCUUCGGCCAUUGAGUCUUUCAAGAUGGAGUCUCCCGUCAAGAAGCUGGACUUCGCCGACAAGGAGAAUCAGCCCCUGGACGAGGCGGCCGUCACCGCCCUCGCUGACCAGGUCGACGCCACCCACAAGCCCUCCGUCGACGAGACCAAGAAGACCGAGGAGAAGGCCCCCGUCGCCCCCGGCAUCAAGCCCGAGGAAGCCGACGAGCCUCUCCUGCAGGAGAACCCCCAGCGAUUCGUUCUCUUCCCCAUCAAGUAUCACGAGAUUUGGCAAAUGUACAAGAAGGCCGAGGCCUCCUUCUGGACUGCCGAGGAGAUUGACCUCUCCAAGGAUUUGCACGACUGGAACAACCGCCUGAACGAUGAUGAGAAAUACUUCAUCUCUCACAUCCUGGCCUUCUUCGCCGCUUCCGACGGCAUCGUCAACGAGAACCUCGUUGAGCGCUUCAGCGGCGAGGUCCAGAUCCCCGAGGCGCGCUGCUUCUACGGUUUCCAGAUCAUGAUGGAGAACAUCCACUCCGAGACCUACUCCCUCCUGAUCGACACCUACAUCAAGGAGCACGCGCAGCGGACAUAUCUGUUCAACGCCAUUGACACCAUUCCCUGCAUUCGCAAGAAGGCCGACUGGGCGAUCCGGUGGAUCAAUGACAAGGAGUCCACCUUUGGCCAGCGCCUCAUUGCCUUUGCCGCUGUCGAGGGCAUCUUCUUCAGCGGCGCCUUUGCCUCCAUCUUCUGGCUCAAGAAGCGUGGCCUCAUGCCCGGCCUGACCUUCUCCAACGAGCUCAUCUCUCGCGACGAGGGUCUGCACACGGACUUCGCCUGCCUGCUGCACUCGCACCUGAAGAACCGCCCGAGCAAGGAGCUCAUUGCGGAGAUCAUCACCGAUGCCGUUACCAUUGAGCAGGAGUUCCUGACGGAGGCUCUGCCUUGUGCUCUCCUGGGCAUGAACUCCAACCUCAUGAAGCAGUACAUUGAGUUUGUCGCCGACCGCCUGCUCGUCGCUCUCGGCAACGAGAAGAUCUACAAGUCGACCAACCCCUUCGACUUCAUGGAGAACAUCUCCCUGGGCGGCAAGACCAACUUCUUCGAGAAGCGCGUCGGCGAGUACCAGAAGGCCGGCGUCAUGGCCAGCACGGCCAAGAAGAACGAGGAAGCCUCUGCCACUGGCGACAGCAAGACCGAGGGCGGUGACUUCUCCUUUGAUGACGACUUUUAA